AUGGCCGUGGCCCGGUGCAGGCUGUCCGUGGGGUUGGGGGUGGCCGGGGUGGCCUGCGCGGUCCUGGGGGGCUGCCUGCUGCUGCUGGGGCCCGUCAUCAUCAGGCAGCAGGUCAUCAAGAAUGUCAGGAUCGACCCCAGCAGCAUCUCCUUCCGAAUGUGGAAAGACAUCCCUGUUCCUUUCUACUUGACAGUGCAUUUCUUCGAAGUGCUGAACCCCAAGCAGGUCCUGCAGGGAGCCAAGCCAGUGCUGAGCCAGCGUGGGCCCUACGUGUACAGGGAGUAUAGGUAUAAAACAAAUAUCACAUUCCAUGACAAUGAUACCGUUUCUUACCUGGAGUACCGGAACCUUUUCUUCCAGCCACACUUGUCCAAUGGCACGGAAGAUGAGUACAUUGUUGUGCCAAAUAUUAUGAUGAUGGGAGCAGCUGUGAUGAUGGAAAAACUGCCAAAUUUUUUGAAGAUUUUGCUGAGUGGAGCCCUGGCUAGCCUGAAGCAGGAGGCUUUCAUGAACCGGACAGUGGGAGAGAUCAUGUGGGGGUACGAGGACCCCCUUAUAGAUGCCAUAAAUAUGAUUGUUCCUGGCCUGAUCCCUUUCAAGGGCAAGUUUGGAUUAUUCAUCGAUUUUAACAACUCAGAUUCAGGACUGUUCACAGUAAACACAGGCAUGAAGAACAUCAGUCAAGUUCACAUGGUGGAUUCGUGGAAUGGGCUGAAGAAGGUGAACUACUGGCGGAGCAGCCAGUGCAACAUGAUCAAUGGGACAGCAGGGGAGAUGUGGCCACCCUUCAUGUCCCCAACCUCGCUGGAGUUCUACAGCCCUGAUGCCUGCAGAUCCAUGACACUGGUGUACGAGCAGUCUGGGAAGUUCAAGGGUGUGCCCACCUAUCGCUUUGUGGCACCGAAAACCCUCUUUGCCAACGGCACAGACUAUCCACCCAACGAGGGCUUCUGCCCCUGCCUGCAGUCUGGCAUCCAGAACGUCAGCAGCUGUAGGCUCAAUGCACCGAUGUUCAUUUCCCACCCUCACUUCUACAACGCUGACCCAUCCCUGGUGGAUGCAGUCGAGGGCCUGCACCCCAGCAAGGACCAGCACGGGCUUUUCCUCGAUGUGCACCCUAUGACAGGCAUCCCCAUGAAUUGCUCCAUCAAGCUCCAGCUGAACCUGUACAUAAAGCAGGUGUCUGGUAUAAUUCAAACAGGGAAGAUUAAGCCAGUGGUCCUGCCGCUGCUGUGGUUUGCAGAGAGUGGAUCCAUCGAAGGCUCAGUCCUAAACCAGUUUUACACCAACCUGGUGCUGCUGCCGUCGGUGCUGGAAUACCUGCAGUACAUCUUCCUUGGGCUGAGUGUCCCACUCAUUAUCUCUGCAGCUGUGCUCAUGGCAAUGAGUAAGAGAAGUGACGCCGAGAAGAGCCCCAGUGCCCCUGCCAGGCAGAGCAAAGCUCCCUCCUCCUCCUCCGAGACCACACCACUGCUGCACGACACCGACACCCCGAGCCAGGACGAUGCUGAAGCCUGAGCUGCCUGCCCUGACACGCCUCCUUCCCCGGGGACACAGUUCCCACUGGGACAAACUUCCCUCUGGGACACAGCCACGCUGCAGGUGACACCUGCCUCACAUCCCCAGAGCUCUCUGGAAGGUGAAGCCCUCUGGACAGCUCAGUGGAGACCCUGCACAGCUGUGGGAUUGUCCUGCUGCUCAGCAUUCCUGCUCAUCCAGAGACCUCAGCACAAAGUUCCCUUGUCCCCAAGGGCCAGCCUGAGCCACGGCCCUUCUCUCCGGUGGAAUGAAGAUGGUUGCUGACUGAUCUGAGAAGUUAUUUGCAAUUUAAAACUGCCUAUUGCUAGGGAUAAAAGGCACUUUAAUGGGAGCCUUUAAAAUAAAUGAGGUUUGUAUAGGUAGCAGUGAUGGGAUUUAGUGAUCUUUUUAAAAGCCACUGUUCAUCUCACCGAAUGGGGCACGCUGUCCUGGAGCCACUCACAGUUUUAUUGCCACUUGAUGUAACUGGACUGCACUGCAAAUCAUUUCUGGGUGCUGUCACUUCAGUGAUGUCUCUUCCCACAGUACCUGGAGCCUGCCUGGGGUUGCUCCAGCCUUUGCAUGUGUUGGAGAGUAGUGGUGACUUUUAAAGCCCCAUUUCUGUGCCAUGACCUUGUGCUCCACAGCGAUUCCAACUCACAGCCCUGUUAUUUAAUCUCUGCUGGCUGUAGGUGACUGUGUGAGAUGAGCCUUGGCAAAAGCUUGGUGGUACAUCUGAGCUGUCACUCAGCUCCUGGCAGUUGUCCCUGCUGCCUGCUCAGCCAUCCAGGAUCAGCUCUUCUGGCCAUGGCCAUGGGCACUGGGAGGCUGUCAGGGCUCUGGUCACACUGCCUGACCACGGCAAGGGAGAAGCUUGACCCUGUCCUUGUGUGCUAAUGAAGAUAUUUGUGCUUUUCAGGAGGAAUAUGUGCAAUCAUGAAAUGGCCUUAAGUAGGGUUUGAUUAAAGUGUUGCAGAUUUCUGAAA
Messenger RNA from Sturnus vulgaris (Common starling), 2504 nucleotides. It is a transcript of the gene SCARB1, whose product is annotated as scavenger receptor class B member 1. Gene Ontology annotation, cellular component: cytoplasm; caveola. Gene Ontology annotation, molecular function: lipid binding; scavenger receptor activity; low-density lipoprotein particle binding. Gene Ontology annotation, biological process: cholesterol efflux; recognition of apoptotic cell; plasma lipoprotein particle clearance. NCBI's taxonomy places the organism in Eukaryota, Metazoa, Chordata, Aves, Passeriformes, Sturnidae. The record is from RefSeq and is a predicted model, not a curated record.